Messenger RNA from Trichobilharzia regenti, 786 nucleotides. The record is from the annotation of a GenBank genome assembly. NCBI's taxonomy places the organism in Eukaryota, Metazoa, Platyhelminthes, Trematoda, Strigeidida, Schistosomatidae.
UUCGCUUUCUUAUCAUUAGAAAUCACUGCGUUCCUCCUUCUCCUGCGUUUAUCACUACUGACAGCUGCUGAUCGGAGUCAGGAUUAUGACGCGACUCUUAUACUUCUAGGGGUAUCCACAUUUCAACGAGCAAUCACUGUUAAAGAACGUCAAUUAAUCGACAUGAAUAAUAAGAAAGCCGUUGCGGAAGAAAACGUGCAGACAUUGGAAGACCGCUUGGAAGCACAGGCCAGAGAAACGGGCAAAAGUAUCACUAAGUGUAAGUCAACGAAUUUAAUCAACAUUGAGAAAUAAUCCUUCUUUUAGUUGUGAGUUGUCUAUUCAAUAUUUCUACAUACUACUACGAACCGGAAAUAUACAGAAGUACGUGAAAUAUUUGUUAUUCCUCUUCAACCUGAAAACAAAAUGACUAGACUAUCGAAAUCUCUCGUUAAAUAGACUUCGAAUCAACGCCACUACUGAAUAUCACACAGUCAUGUGAAGGCCAACAUUCAGUUUUUUAAACAAUUUGUCUGAAUAGUGCUACCGAUUCGAUUGGAUUAUCUCAUAGUUAGGAAUUUUCUCCCUUUAUUAUCUCAUUUGUUGUCUGUCUUGAAUUUGUCCUGUAUUCAUCUCCUUCCUCAGACGUUUCACAGACCAUCAGGGAGGUACAGCAGUCGUGUGGGAAUUACCUGUACAUAUCUCAGAGCAGAGAUAUCUGGAGGGAAUCGUUAAUCCACGGAUCUAAAUCCGGUCCAAGCCGUAAGUCAAAUGACAGAAUACUGGUGACCAGUAUAAUAUUGAACA